Messenger RNA from Morchella importuna, 870 nucleotides. RefSeq lists its product as uncharacterized. Lineage: Eukaryota; Fungi; Ascomycota; Pezizomycetes; Pezizales; Morchellaceae. The transcript has 2 exons. The coding region runs from base 1 to 870 and encodes 289 amino acids. The record is from RefSeq and is a predicted model, not a curated record.
AUGUGCAAAGAAAUGAACGCCCCGGUCCUGCCGGAAUCCAAAAAAGUCAAUGCCACCGCAACGCACACCUACGACCUCAGCGCCGACUACAACUUCCUCUUCGACUCGGCCUUCACAGACGCCAUCCAAAUGAACCAAUACGAGCACGACUGUCUCUGUCAACCCUCCACGCCCAUGGUGCACUACUGCUGCCCGGGGUGCAGGGGGCGUACAUACACACCCACCGAAGAGGACAGGAAGGACCUCAAGGCCGUUUUAGUUGACUAUGAUUUCGCUGAGACUAAACCCGAGAAAGUGGUGGAGCAGCUCCUUGAGCUCAUUAUUAGGACCCUACCACUCUCCAUGUAUACCUAUGGAAGGUCCCACCAAUCGAUCACUACCCAGGUUGGCGUUGCGACCCUCUUCUUUGCCGACAUCCCCAGCGCCCACCGCUUUGCCGGUCAUCUUGCACAUGCAUGUGAGGACUAUUAUUAUCAUGAAGAGUACCUGCAUACUCUGUACCACGGUGCCAUGUAUGAUGCCGAUUGGUCACCCAUCACCGCUACCCAUGCAAUGAUGGGGAGGCAGCAGAUGGACACUAAUCGUCUGCAUAAGAGACUCAUGAUGGGGUACUUGGGUGGUGGUGUGGGCGCGGGUUAUGUGGGGCCGAGGAACCAUGAAAUCUUGGAGGUCUUGGAAAAGGAUAAAAGUGUGGAGACCUGCAGAGGUGUUUGUGGGGUUUACCUGGCCAGCGGUAAGAAAGGCUGGUUUGGGGUUAAGAGGUUGGUGUAUGUACCACAUGAACCUAUUGUAGGCGAGGUGGUCAAGUGGAGUUCGGAAUGGAUUGGAGAUGCGGUGUUGGGUGAGGAAGAUGAUGAUGACGAAGCUUGA